AUGAGUUCUGAAAUUGAUUCCGCCGCUGGUGGCUACGAGGAUACGCGAUGGAAAUAUCUCGACCAGAUCCGCCGCAAUGCAGGGCCUUAUACCGAUCCCGAUGCCACUGCACCUGAGUUUCUUGCACAAUUCGAAAAGUUCAAGAUUCUCGUCAUCGGUGCGGGUGGUUUAGGAUGCGAGAUUCUCAAGAACCUCGCAAUGUCGAGAUUCAAGAAUAUUCACGUGAUAGAUAUGGAUACUAUUGACAUAUCAAACCUCAACCGCCAGUUCCUAUUCCGAAAGGAUGAUGUCGGUAAAUACAAAGCUGAAGUCGCCGCCGCGUUCGUUGAAAAGAGAGUCAAGGGCGUCUCCAUCACAGCCCACAACAAUCGUAUCCAGGACUUUGACGAGGAGUUUUACAAGCAAUUUCAGCUUGUCAUCUGCGGGCUGGACAGCAUCGAGGCCCGUCGUUGGAUCAAUGCCAUGCUGGUUUCUAUUGCCGAAGAAGCUGAGGAUCCCGAUGCGAUAAAGCCACUUAUCGACGGUGGUACUGAAGGCUUCAAGGGCCAGGCACGAGUCGUACUGCCAUCCAUAACCUCCUGUAUUGAGUGCCAGUUGGACAUGCACGCCCCCCGCGCCGCUGUUCCUCUAUGCACUAUCGCCUCGAUUCCUCGACAGCCCGAGCAUUGUGUCGAGUGGGCUCAAGUUAUUGCAUGGGAGCAGGAGAAGCCGUUCCCAAAGCUGGACAAGGAUGACCCUGAGCACGUUACCUGGCUGUACCAGAAGGCACUUACUCGGGCACAGGAGUUUGGCAUAUCAGGUGUCACUUAUUCCCUAACACAAGGAACCAUCAAAAACAUCAUUCCAGCCAUUGCAUCUACCAAUGCCAUCAUCGCCGCUGCAUGCUGCAAUGAAGCCUUCAAGAUUGCCACGACGUCAGCGCCAUGUCUUGGGUUCGAAACAAACUACAUGAUGUACUCGGGCAACGAUAGCAUCUACACAUAUACCUUCAAGCACGAGAAGAAGGAUGACUGCCCUGUCUGUGGACGCCAGGCUCGCCCGCUAGAGGUCGACCCUAAGGCAGCACUGCAGGAGUUGAUCGACUCAUUUGCCAUUCGUCCCGAAGCCCAACUAAAGAAACCAUCGAUUCGUGCAGAGGGGAAGACGUUGUAUAUGCAGUUCCCUCCUGGCUUGGAGGAACAGACACGUCCGAACUUGAGCAAGACGCUUAAGGAGCUUGGACUUGAAAAUGGGCAGCAGGUUGUGGUCACUGACCCGGCAUUCCCCCUCGAGUUCAACUUUUACCUCAAGUUCAAGACAGCUUCCUGA
Molecule: messenger RNA, 1308 nt
Organism: Fusarium sp. VM40
Lineage: Eukaryota; Fungi; Ascomycota; Sordariomycetes; Hypocreales; Nectriaceae
Source: the annotation of a GenBank genome assembly